Molecule: messenger RNA, 2968 nt
Organism: Phlebotomus papatasi
Lineage: Eukaryota; Metazoa; Arthropoda; Insecta; Diptera; Psychodidae
Gene: kn
Product: transcription factor collier
Exons: 13
Coding region: 858-2297 (479 amino acids)
Biological process (GO): regulation of transcription by RNA polymerase II
Molecular function (GO): DNA-binding transcription factor activity, RNA polymerase II-specific; RNA polymerase II cis-regulatory region sequence-specific DNA binding
Source: RefSeq, a predicted model, not a curated record
GAGGAGUGGAAAUAAGGCGGAGCAAAGCAGGGAUAUUGGAUUUGACUCUCGAGGAAUGCUGCAGUUCAGCUGGGAGUUGUGUACUCUGUGGUGGGUAAUGAAACGCUGUGUGUGAUGUGUGUGUGACAUCUCAACCUUUUUUCUUCACCCCCUCGCACCCUGGUCUUGAUGAAAGAAGACUGGUGGGAAGUUUUCCUAACACACCCCAGAGGAGUUCCACUGCAAAAUUUCCAGCGUGAUCCUGUGUGUGAGGGAGAGAGAUAAAAAUGCCCUCCUCAAAUUGCUAAAUUAUUAUUAGUAUAUAUCCGGCGUGGUGCAACAUCAUGGGCAUAAAGUAGUCAGUUGGGGUUUGAUAGUCACUCGGGACGAACGCCCGCCUCUCCGUACAAAACUUGUACUACGUUCAAAUUAUUUCAAUAUAUAUAUAUUCAUUUCCUCACUAUGUACAUUCCUAUGAGUGAUACAAAUCCGGGGAGAGUAUUGAAAUAUCACCAAUAGACCUAGUCAAAGAACUUGAUCGCUGUGCAACUGGGAAAAAGGUCCUUCUGGUAUAAUUUGAACUAUUCUCCACGGACCUAUGGUGUAUUAAUGUAGGACGGAGAUUUUGAGGCUAUCUAAAGAAUUUGGGCCAUGCCACAUAGUGCAUGAGUGCGUGAAGUGAUACCGGAAAGUGUGAGUGUCCGACCGAAAAUCAGCAACUAGGCUACACUUUUUCCGCUACGUGUUCAGUACGCGCGAAACUGCGAUCGGACAAUCAACUGCCGAGCUUCAGCUCGGCCUCGCCCUGGUCCACGCUGGAGCUCGAAUGGGGUCGCAAAUUGUACCCCACGAGCGGCUCCCGCGGCACUGGAGGCCUUAUGUUUGGCUUCUCACCCGGGAGUACCGAGCUCAAUCAGCCCCGUGGACCAUCGCUCAAAGAGGAGCCCCUCAGUGUGAGAGCAUGGAUGCAAUCCACAGAACAGAGCAACUUGUGCAUCGGAAGGGCGCACUUUGAAAAGCAGCCACCAAGCAACUUGAGAAAAUCAAAUUUCUUCCACUUUGUUAUCGCCCUUUAUGAUCAAGUUGGGCAGCCAAUUGAAAUCGAAAGGACUGCUUUUAUUGGAUUUAUUGAAAAAGAUCAGGAGGUAGACAGCACUAAAACUAACAAUGGCAUUCACUAUAGACUGCAACUACUUUAUGCUGCUGGUGGCAGACAGGAGCAGGACAUUUAUGUACGUCUAAUAGAUUCUGUGACAAAACAAGCCAUCAUCUACGAGGGUCAGGAUAAAAAUCCAGAAAUGUGCAGAGUCCUCCUCACACACGAAGUCAUGUGCAGUCGGUGCUGCGACAAGAAGAGCUGUGGAAAUCGCAACGAGACCCCAUCUGAUCCAGUCAUAAUUGAUCGGUUCUUCUUGAAAUUUUUUCUCAAGUGCAAUCAAAAUUGCUUGAAAAAUGCGGGAAAUCCACGUGAUAUGCGUCGUUUUCAGCAGGUUGUAAUCGCCACUCAAGUGUCGGUGGAUGGUCCACUCUUGGCCAUUUCUGACAAUAUGUUCGUGCACAACAACUCCAAACACGGACGUCGUGCUAAGCGGCUGGACGUGUCAGAUGGUAUUUAUCCGCCCCUUCCCAUUGCCACACCCUGUAUCAAGGCCGUGUGCCCAAGUGAGGGAUGGACAAGUGGAGGAGCACAAGUCAUCAUAAUUGGUGAUAACUUCUUUGACGGACUUCAGGUUGUGUUUGGAACAAUGGUCAUUUGGAGCGAGCUAAUCACUUCCCACGCUAUUCGGGUUCAAACGCCCCCGAGGCACAUUCCGGGCGUCGUGGAAGUCACGCUGUCUUACAAGAGCAAGCAGUUCUGCAAGGGAUCACCCGGACGAUUCGUCUACAUCUCUCUCUGUGAGCCAACAAUUGAGAAUGGUUUUCAACGACUGCAGAAAUUAAUACCACGACAUCCGGGAGAUCCAGAAAAACUUCCCAAGGAAAUCAUAUUGAAACGCGCUGCAGAUCUUGCUGAGGCUCUGUAUUCUAUGCCACGAUCAUCUAAUAAUAGUUCAAGCAGUUUUCACUCGUACACCGGCCAACUGGCAGUCGCCGUCCAAGACGGAAAUUCCCAGUGGACUGAAGAUGAAUACCAAAGAGGUCAGAGUGUGAGUCCACGGACAGGCUUCUGUAGUAACUCAUCUACACCCCAUUCCACGGGUGGCGGUGGCGGAAGCUCAUAUAGCGGAACCGGAAACGGAUACGUUCACGCCAGUAAUAUGAGCAAUUUGCCCUCUUCAUCACCACCGAGUGUUUUUGGCGCAACGUCCAACGUUUGAGCGCAUUACCUCUAUUCUCUGAAGAAGGCGCAUGGGAGUUAAACAAAAAAAAACAGCAGUAAAAGACCCACACUGGAUAAAAUCAUUGACAAAACUAUUGUGUAAUAUUGUAAUAAUUGUUAUAGAAAAUAUGAAUUGAAAAAAAUGAUGAUAAUUGAUAAUCCUAUUUUAGUUUCUGUUAGAAAAUCUCUUUUUAACCGUCAAAACUUAUUAUCCUAAAUGUAAAAUGUAAUUAAUUGUCAUUCGCAGCAUUUUUAAAGAGCACACAGUCCUUUGAUUUGUCGCCCAAAAAAAAAAGAAACAAAAAAUGGAAAUCAUGAUGAUAACGACCGAUAAAAAAUUAUUCAAAUUAUUACUAUAUUGUUAUAUUGGAUUUAUAAAUAACUAUUGAAUGAUAGACUAUGUAAAAGUCACUAAUAAAAAAAACAUAUCGACAUAAACGUAUACGCAAAAGGCGAAAUCCAAAUUAAUUGAAAAUGGAAACAUGCAAAUAAAUUCAAUUAAAAAUGAAAGUAACUUCAAAAUAUUACUAAAAUUCUUACACAAAAAAAUACGGAGACAUCUCUUAAAAGGGAUAUACCGUUAAUCUUCACAUAAAAGGUAAAAAGCAAGUGUUUAAAAAAAUCAAAUGAGAAUCUUUUAAUAAAUAAAAAAAACUUAUCAUUCAGAUA